Lymnaea stagnalis (great pond snail) is the source of this 20640-nucleotide messenger RNA. NCBI's taxonomy places the organism in Eukaryota, Metazoa, Mollusca, Gastropoda, Lymnaeidae. The record is from the annotation of a GenBank genome assembly.
CCGCCACUGGAUCGGUGAAAGAGGUCUCACUGUUCCUGGAGCGUAAGUGAUUUAUCAACAACAAAAUAGUUAGUAUCACAAACAAUGUCCGUUUAAAGUAUAACUGGUGAAUUGUUUGAAAAGUUUUAUAAGCCUACUUAACAUCGAUCUGUACAUUUUUUAUCUGAUUGAGAACCAUUCCAUUAGUACAACCUGCUUCGUCGUACUGCCACUUUUUUUUUUUAUUUCUUUGUGAAAGUGUCACACCCCUUCCCCCCUGACAUUCCAUUUAAGCCACUCAUGUUAUCUAGCGUAAGUAAGCGAACUUCAUUUUUCCAUGUUCCAUUAUUCGUUAAAUUUUAAAUGCAUUUUACUUAAAUGUAUAAUAUAUUUUAAAUUAUGCUUUAACUUAUUAUUUUUUUAGAACUUUAUUGUUGUGUGCAAAUUUAAGAUAGGUGUUUGCGAACUAUUUCGUGUCAGAUGGUUUACGGUAAAACCUUGUACCAAGUGACACUAAUGUCAUUAUUGGAAAAUGAACUGAAAUACUAUUUAUUCUAGAUUUUACUACAAUAUGCUUUUAAAUUUUAAUAAAAAUAUUAAAUUAUAUAUUAGGAAAUUUUAAGUUGUAUUAUUACACGUGCCUUUAGAAAUACGGUUAAUAAUACAGACUAAAUUUGUUAUAAUUUACAGCUAUUGCGACCGCAUCACCGCUGAACAGGUGGGGGGUGAAACAGGCUUGCUCAUGCGCAAGUUCAGUCUUACGCCAUCUUGGAUUUGAAUGUAGGAGAGGGUCUUCUUGUAGAAAAACAUUGGAAACAAACCCAAGAUUUUAAGUGAUCGUUUCGGUUUUAGAAUUAAUUGGUCCAGUGGGACCUUUUUUUUCGGUAAGAGCGUUUGAUUAGACAUAUAAAAUAUCAUAAUAAAAAUGUGGAUCACCAUUAAUUACUAUAACCGUGUAACAGCAAAACAUUUCAAAUUAUUUUGGCACUUGUGAUUGGGGGCUGAGAAGGAAGUGAAGAGUAAAAAAAAAGACAAUGAAAAUGGAACUUGAUGCAGCUCCAUUGCAAUGUUUUAAGUUAAUACUGAAAAUCCUUGUGCUUAGAUUAAGUUUAGUUUGCAUUAAAAAAUCCGGAUGGAAGUCGUAAAUCAGUCCAAUGCAAAAUUUGUGUACAACUUGUAAGCCUAACAAAUCCGAAGCCUUUGACUUGUAUCAUUGAGCAGGAACACUCAAUACCCUCAAUCUCAACCAUUCCAUUGUCUCAGGUUCGAACAGUUGGGUACAGCUAGAUAAGAUACCUACAGGAUUGCAAAAAAGUACAUCAUUUAAUUCUUCUAAAUUUACUUUUUCUAAUUUGUCAGGAUCCAUUUAGAAUAAUAAUCGUUUAUAAAUAAACUUAUAGUGUCCCAUGUUUUGGAAACCAUUUCAAUUUCACAAAUCCCCAUUCAGGGCCAUUCAUUGACAUAUCUGCCCAUUAGCAUGAUUCAAAGGAUAGAUGAUCAUAUUCCAUUGUAUUCAUAUUUGCCAUAGCUUUGUGCUGAGUCUAUAGCAAUUUAGCAGAGGUUCAGAAACAAAAAACUGGACUAAGACAAUCUUUUAAUGUAAGGCAGUGUCUACACGUUCGGCGCGCUGGACAUAUAUCUCCCGCACUAUUCUUCUUCUAUAUAUUAAGUAAGGGCCCACAAUCAAUUUAUUGAUCAUUUUAGCUCCUAUGCAUGUAGAGGGGAUUUGUAAUGUUUCUGUGCCUGGCGUUGAUGAGGACAUUUCAAUGAUUUCCAGUGCCACUUUGUGAGGGAAUCAGGACUUGGGGGUUUGAAGGCUUGAGGCAAUAGACACAAAUGUGUCUAGUGUUGUCGCCUCAACUGUUCCUUUUGAAAGCUUGUUCCAGUCCCUGAUUGUCUUGGGCAGGAAUGAGCAGCUCUUAUACUGGCUUCUUGCUGGUAUGAGCCUGAAUUGCCUGUCAUGGCCUCGUCGCUGUCUAUGGGGGAGAGGGACGAGUUUCUGUUUAAUACUGGAACAGUUGACCAGGCCAUUAUUUAUCUUGUACAUAAUGGAGAGCCUGGAUUGUUGUCGUCGUUCCUCCAGUGGUGACCAGCCUAGUGUUUCCAGCAUGCUGCCAACACUAGAGGUAUUCCUAAAUAUCUAGAUAUUCGUCCGGCGACCAAGUCACAUGACCGCCGUAACGAAAUGGCGAGAGAUAUUUGAAUUGGUCCAUCAGCCUUGUCACAUGACUGUGAAUGAUUCAAAACUAUUGUAUAUUUUAAAAUCUACUUCUCUACCAAGUAAUUUACUGAGUGUCAUGCAAACAAAUAAUAGAAAAAAAUACUUGGGUAUAUUACUAAACGAAGUGGGGGUUAAGCAAUAAUGCAUUCUGGAAGGAAGCAAUGCUGAGAGGGCGAGAGAAUUACGGUAAUAAAAAAUACGAAUGCUAAAAAAAUAAUAGUGAGGGUGAUAAAUAAUAAAGUUUAAGGCAGGGAGGCCGAUAGUUUACAAAGAAAUAUACCUUACAUCUUAAUGUAGAGCCGAUAUAGAGGUAGCCUACUUCUCAUGCAAUUCUAAAUACUAAUCCUGAAAUACAGGGGUAAUAAGGGGAGAGACUGCAAUCAGGUUAGUACAAAAUAAAAUGAGUAAAACAGAGUAUGGUUAAACCUGAAAAAUUAAACGUAACAAAACAGCGAACGUGUCGGCAGAAAGCCUUCGUCAGCGAACAAAAUAACAGAAAAAACGUUAUAAAAAUAAGAAAUANACUACUUACCAGCUAAGUGCUAUUUCUUAUUUUUAUAACGUUUUUUCUGUUAUUUUGUUCGCUGACGAAGGCUUUCUGCCGACACGUUCGCUGUUUUGUUACGUUUAAUUUUUCAGGUUUAACCAUACUCUGUUUUACUCAUUUUAUCCUGAAAUACAACUUUAUUGACAUAGGUCUAUUGAAGUCUACUGGUCUUAUUUUAUUUUAUUCAUAUUUUAAAUUUAGGCUUCAAGGUAGAGCUUUACAAUAUGUAUUAACCAAGAUAUGGGAAUUUUUUUUUUUGAAGAGUUGAAAAAUAGACUAGUAGGCUAAUAGUAGUAGUAAUAGUACUACUAGUUAGUAUAUACUAUAGGCCGACUAGUUUAAUAUUCAAAGUCAAACACUUUAUGUAUCUCAGAGUCAGAGCAUUUGAAUAUAUUAACAUGUUCAGCAUUUAUUUAUUAUCUAGUGAUCGGAAUAUCAAAUGCAAUACAACUAUUUUGCCGGCAACCACUUGUCACAUGACCUGCCGGAAUAAUAACGCCUACUAUUCAUCCGGCGGUCACGUGACAUGCCCGCCGGAAGUAUAUCUCCCCUUUCACUAUUUGUCUGGCGUGCCGUACGUGUAGACACUUCGUUAAUGUAAAGGUGAAUAGUUGGACCUGAACAAAGCGCACCAUAACUUUCCUGUUCUUAUUUGAGAAAAAUGUAGGUAAAUGCAGAAAAUUGAUGCCAUGUUUUUUCUUCACGGCUGACAUCUUUUUUGCCUUGACCCGUGACCUUCUUUCACAGGUCAAGGCAAAAAAAUGGCGGCAGUGGGGGGAAAAAAUGGGAGAGAAUGUGUUAUUUCAACUAAUUACCAAAACUCAGGUAAAUAAGCAAUUUUAGAAGAUUUUUUUAAUGGGAAAAAAAACCCAAUGAAAUUAAUAUAAUUUAAAAAAAAAAUUAUUUCAAUAAAAUUGUUUAAUGAAAGAAAAUUGUGAACAUUUAAAAAAAAUAAUAAAAUAACGCAAACAAUGCAAGAAAUGAGAGAGUUUUUGUUCAUUUUCAUAGUUUUCUUGCCACAGUGUAGUGUGUAGUAAAUGCCAAAUGUUUCUUUACUUGCGGCUUUAGAGCUAGUUUUAGGGUUCAGGUUUGGUAUAGGGAUAGAUUUUGGGUUCAGGUUAGGGAUAGAUUUAGGGUUAGUGAUAGAUUUAGGGUUCAGGUCAGGGUUAGAUUUAGGGUUAGUGAUAGAUUUAGGGUUCAGGUCAGGGUUAGAUUUAGGGUUCAGGUAAAGGAUAGCGGCCGAUAAUCACGAAAAAUUAUGUAUCGGCUGAUUUUAUUUCUUCUAAUUUCUUACUUUUUUUUUGGCUAUUUAUAGUGGUUUUAGGGGCUUUUUUUUCCCCAUUUUUCUCUCAAUUAUUUCUUAUGGCUGACAGUGGAGAGUACAUAUUUCAUAGGAUCUGAGAGGGCCUUGAAAUUUAUAAAACACACAAAACAGCGUAUGAUUUUUAAUAGCACUCUUCCUUUCACACAAUAUACAGUUUGUGGUCGUAAUGAGACAGUAAUUUGUUAAUGAGAAAAGCAUAAUGGAUAUUUAUUAUUAUUUUUAUAUUUGUUUAAAACUGCUUUUCCUAAAAAAUAAAUCUCAAGUGACUUGGUAGGUUUUUUUUAAUGACAUCCCAAUUUGUUACCGUAUGCCAAUAAAGUACAACACAACGCUGAUCAUCUUCUUAAACAAAGUCUACUUCAGUAUUAAGACUUGAUAACAAGCAAGGUUAAAAAUAAAUUGAAACUAAUAAUUAAUAAAGCACAUGAAAUAAAAACUUCAUAUUUAUGAAUUUCUCAGACGAAACCUGGCAUUUAUUCAGGUGAUCUCUUAGAGUUUAUAACUUGUGGCCUUAUCAACUUUCUGUAAUUUUUGUAAUUUUUUCCUAAUGUGUAAAAAAAUUAUAAUUUAUUCGUUUCUUCUUCAUAACUGAUUCUGAUUUACGAAUUUUUCAAUUUACUAAUGCUUAUUGCAGUACCUACUAUAGUAUAAAGGCCAGUAAUAACGAUUUUUGGUUUUAAAUGGGAUGCUAAAACUGAUUACCAGUUUGCCAAAAAAAUUCUAUAUUGUAAUACCUAAGCUGGCAGUUUUUGUAUAGAUUGGAACUACUUAUUGUAAAUAUAGUAUAAUGCUCUCAUUGAAGGUUUACUGCUUUAAUUUAUAUUAUCACAUCUUUUAUUUUUGAUAGAUACUUGACACGCUAUUGCCAAAAUGAGCAGCUAUCAAUUGAAUACAGGCAACGGCCCUACAAGGGCAAGUAAGUGAAUUAUAUUAUACUAGCUUGGACUCAACAACGACACUAAUUAAUAGCUACAGUCCCAUUGAUAUAUUUCACAAUUUCUUUUAAGCAAUAUUUAUGACAGUCUUUAACUUUUAAGUAGCGCUAUUAGUUAGAUGUUUGACUUAACUAAACCUUUGAAAAAACAGGCCUAUUAUCAAGAUAAAACUUGUCUUCACCCAUAAAUUGAUCCUUCAUGCAUACUCUUGCAUUAACUCACAAUAGGUAUAUUAUUUAUCCUCAAAUGAAUUUCGUGCCUCAUAUGUAAAUGAAACAUUUACAAUGUUAUUGAUCAAGUAAAAUCUAUUAAAACGUGCAAUUAAAUUCCAAACCUGUUUGAAUGUUAAAGUACAGAAAAUUUUCACUGUUAAAUUCAAAAUUUUAAAGCAUUCAAAGUCCAAAGUCCUUACCAUUUAACAAAAAAUUCAUACUGAUAUUAGUGUACAAAAUUCCCAGCAUUUUUUCAUUAAAUAAUGAAACCCUAAUUAUUUUUCUUCAACCUCAGUGGUUUCACCUGGUGAGCCAAGUUAUAUGGAUUUAAGUAACAUGCCUGUGGACAAUAAGCAACAGCAGACAAUGAUGUGGCAGCAGAAUCAGUAUAUGAGUGAUUCAGGUAUUCACUCUGGACAGACAACCCAGGUAAGAUUUAGUGUUUGAUUUAUUGCAACUGUAAAUUGUAACCAUUUUUGGGGGGUUUAUUUUGUAUGUAUUAAAUUUGCUACUUGCACUUUAUAUGUAGCAUAUUUGUCAUGCUUAAAAACUGCAAUAUUUUCAGGCGCCAUCUAUUAGUAGUAAGAGCCACGGAGAUGAAGUGGAUGAUGGAGAGAUGGAUCCCUCAAAAAUGAUGUUUGAUUGGGGUCUCGGUGGUGAUGCCUACAACCAGGAGCAAGUUGAUGGUAUUACAUUUUUUUUAGAAAUAGGCAAUUUGUUUCAGAAAUUUGACAUGUUAAGUUUUAUAAGAACAUUUCUUGAUCCUUUCAUAUCAAUUCUUGAAUGCUUUAUUUUUCUUUGUAUCUUGUUGCAGACAUUAAUCAACAAUUGAACCAGACCCGGUCACAGCGUGUACGAGCUGCAAUGUUUCCUGAAACCAUGCCUGAGGGUGUUCAGAUCCCAUCUACCCAAAUUCAGCCUGACCAGCCCACAGCUGUUCAGAGAUUAAGUGAACCCUCACAAAUGCUUAAACACGCUGUUGUUAAUCUUAUCAACUACCAGGUAUUGAGUUAUUUAUUUUUAAAAUAUAUAAAGGUAAAGAAAGUUUAGAUAAGUACAGGAAUCUAUAAGGAUGAAUUAUUUUUGCACAAGAUUACUGUUAGUAUGAAACAGUAAAUCUGAAGAAUUUUUAAGGAAGUGUUUUAAUGUUAGUGAGAAUUUUAGAGCGAAGUUGUUGACUUUCUUGCAUUAGCUCUUUUCAGCCAACAACUUAGUCGAGUUCAUGUAUAUUUUUUUAAAGUUAAAUUUAAAAAUAAAGAAUUUGGAAACCAAAAUGUAACAUGUAAUGUCUUUUGCAGUUAUUAAAUAUUUGAUAAACUAUUUAAGAAACAACAGAUAAAUAUAUAUAUUGUCAACUGCUAUGUUCUACUGGAUUGAUUAUUUCGUCAAGUUCUUUCACACGUUGAAAUACAUCUCUUACUAUCACUGAAUAAACUCAAGUCCUUUUCAUAAUAAUUAUAACUUUAAUAUCUAAGUAUAUACUAUACACAUAAACACAUGCAUAUAGCACAGCUUGCUAUCAGACAUAAAUAAAACACAUCCUACUUCUACUAAGUUCCAUUCAUGACUGCCAGAUGAAUAAAGCUUUUGUCACAAUACAGUCUUUGACAAUACGUCACAAUCAGCAUAACAAUACGUCACCAAUUCAAGCACAGGAAGAGCGUUCACUAACUUAUGAAACUCACAAACACACACAGCGCGUAAUGAACAUAAUAUUAGUCGCAACAAUUAUCAAUUAACUUCCAUACUUGACAUAUAUGAUAGAGGAGUGAUUGAAAUGACUUUCAAAUUUUCUUUCCCCACAGGAUGAUGCUGAUUUGGCAACCCGUGCCAUUCCUGAGCUAAUCAAACUGCUGAAUGAUGAAGAUCAGGUGGUAGUUUAUCAGGCUGCUAUGAUGGUUCAUCAGCUGUCAAAGAAGGAGGCUAGUCGUCAUGCCAUUAUGAACUCCCCACAGAUGAUCACAGCUCUUAUUCGAGCGAUGGCUAACACUGAAGACAUCGAAACAACUCGCUGUGCAGCAGGAACUCUCCACAACCUAUCACAUCACAGACAAGGCUUAUUGGCUAUCUUUAAAUCUGGGGGCAUUCCUGCUUUAGUGAAGCUGCUUAGGUUUGUUUUUGUUUGCACCUCUCAGCAUUUUCAACUUAAUGAAUAUGAAAUUAUCGUCUCAAUAACAUAAACCAACAGAAUCAAGAAUCAUGUUUAAAAAAUUAGAAAGAUAACUUAAAUUCUUUUGGGUUUUGACCUAUAAGUGCUGCUGACCAGUUUUCAUAAAUGAAGUUACUCUUCAUAAUGGGCGUCAGGAAUGCGACAGAUCUUGCUGGAAUAGUAUCAGAAAAUUAGUUCAUUAUUUUAAAACAGAGUAAUAUGACUAAAGUUCAUAUUCAUUUUCUUACAGCUCUCCACUAGAGUCUGUGCUUUUCUACGCGAUCACUACUUUACACAACCUGCUCCUCCACCAAGAGGGAUCAAAGAUGGCUGUUCGCCUUGCUGGUGGCCUUCAGAAGAUGGUGGCUCUGCUGCAGCGCAACAACAAUGUCAAAUUUUUAGCAAUAACCACAGACUGCUUGCAAAUUCUGGCCUAUGGAAACCAAGAAAGCAAGGUGCAUUGUCAAUUAUUUAAAUCCUGGUGGUUUGGAAGUCAUGUGUUCAUGCCCUGAUGUUGGCAUGCAGUUUAUACCAGAUAAGAUCAUUAGCAGUGUUUGUAAUUCUGAUGUUAUUUACCACAUUUGAAGAUAAUACGCUGUUAAAGCUGUUAAACAUUUGAACACAUUAUCUUCAGCCAAACUAUUUAGCAAUACAUGUUCAAAUUCCAUAAUUUACUAGGUCCUAAUUGUAGUGUAAUCUUUGAUGGGAACUUACAGUUUUACUGUCGACUUACCAUAGAUUUUAAUCAUGCCUGUAACUAUUUAUUACAGCUUAUCAUCCUUGCCAGUGGUGGACCAGUGGAACUUGUUCGCAUUAUGAAGUCAUACACAUAUGAGAAACUUCUUUGGACCACAUCUCGAGUUCUGAAGGUUUUGUCCGUGUGCUCCAGCAAUAAGCCAGCCAUUGUAGAAGCUGGUCAGUAAACACGUCAAACUUAUUAUAAAAAAAACUUCAGUGUAUUUUGUGUGUGAUUGCAGACCUGUUUACUCUUACGAUUUUGGCAUACAAUGUACGAUUUUGAGGUUUAUAAAUUAUAUAUACUGCAUGUUUUUAUUUUACUAUUAAGAUAACGUAUUGAACGAUUUUGUGAUGACAUUUUACGAUUUUAAGAGUUUUAAGGUAAACAGAUCUGGUGAUUGGCUUUAUUAAAUGUUGAACAAAUGAAUGCAUUUAUGAAUAGCUAUAUGUUACCUAUAUACCAUACCUAUGUCCGAAAUAAGAAUGCUGGCUGCUAUUCCAUUUUUUAUAAAUUCAAUAAAAUGUAAAUUCCAACAGGAGGCAUGCAAGCACUGGCCAUGCAUUUAAAUCAUCAGAGUCAACGACUUGUGCAAAACUGCCUAUGGUCUCUAAGAAAUUUGUCAGAUGCUGCUACCAAGAUGGUAAGAUCAUCUACUUAUGUAUAGCAAAUCUAGUGUGUAUCUUCUGUAAUUGUUAAAGCUUUUAAGAAAUAGUCUGCAUCCUAUGAAUUCUAAGUCUUAUAAUAAGUCAUUCUUCACUGUUUGAAAAAUGUUCUAUUUUAACAUAUUUUAUUUUAUUAUCAGGAACAAAUGGACAAUCUUCUGCACAUGCUUGUCCAGCUGUUGGCAACAAAUGACAUCAACAUGGUCACCUGUGCUGCUGGCAUUCUUUCUAACCUAACCUGCAACAAUCAAAGAAACAAAAUUAUCGUGGGCCAGGUUGGCGGUAUUGAAGCGCUUGUUCGAACAAUCAUGCAAGCAGGUGACAGAGAGGAUAUUACUGAACCUGCCGUGAGUUGGUUUUUUUAACCCCUAGAUGAUUUUAUGCAAUGUUAAGUUUUAAAUUAAGUCAUUAAAAAUAAAAUAGUUUAAUAGCAUUAAUUACCUAAUUGGAGGCCAUGGCACAAGUAUCAAUAUCCGCUAGGAAUUAAUUUGUCUUGACAGGCUUCAUUGAUGAAAUAAUGUUUUUAGGUGUGUGCCUUGCGUCAUCUGACCUCACGUCAUCCAGAGGCUGAGAUGGCUCAAAAUGCUGUCCGUUUACACUACGGUCUACCUGUUCUUGUUAAGCUUCUUCAUCCUCCAAGUCGCUGGCCCCUAAUCAAAGCAGUUGUUGGCCUCAUCAGGUAUGUGAUAAUUCAUUUUGUGCUUUCAAAUAGAGACUGACCAAAGGUGAUUUUUCUUAUUUCUUCCAAAACCGAAGCCGAAACCAAAAGCUUAGAGAGACUUUCGUCAGAAACCGAAAUAUUUAGAUAUUUUGAAAUUCGUUCACACAUACAUUCUGCAUACAUCGAAAAAUGAUGGGGGGAAAGUAUCAAUACUUUUUAUAAAAAAUGAGAUCAUCGUGAAAGUUAAUAACUAAACAUUUAUUGAAUACUUUUGCUUUUGCCAUUUUAAUUUAAAAGUCAUUUAAAUUUAUUAAAAAUAUAUUUCAAAGUAGUAUGGGAAGAGAAAAUUUGGCCAGGGGAGCGGGGUUGGGUUAAAUUCUUGCAAAAUAGACCCUUGAGUGCCCUUUGCUUUUAUAAUAUCGCUACCAAGACUUACAUCUACAAUAAUUAUUGUGGCUCUAAUUGAGCUAAUUAUCACCUAAAUAUCAGUUAUGUUUUGCGGUUAUCAUUACACUAAUGCUUUGUGUUUUCAUAAAAAUCUGGCAAGAUAUCGUAUUUAAUAGUUCGCCUAGUACCAACACAUUAGUCUUUCCAUGCUGGUGACGUAAUUAUUUCGUUCGGCGACCAACCUUCCCAUUGAUGGGGGUAAAUUUUUUUUUAACCGGGUCUCUAAAAAUUGUUGUUCUAACGGGUCUCGACAGAGCAUUGAAAAAGACAUCUAUCUAAAUUGAUUGCCAAAAUCAUAAAAGUAAACAGGUAUACAUUAGUAUUAUAUGAACCAGUGAUACAUGCACACGUAUUUGUUUCAUCAAUAACGUUUAAGAGCAUGAUAAUGAUGAAUUUCAAGAAAUGAAUCAAUUGAAAAGGCCUAAUUUUCCUUAAUUUUAAUUUAAAAAAACAAAAAAAAAGCAACUAAUAAUGGAAAUAUUACCAUUGAUGGGCAUGAUAAUGAUAAAUCAAAAUAAAUAUCACAAAUGAAUGAAUUGAAUAAACCUAGGGUUCCAAAUUUUAUUUUUGAAAACAUUAAAACAAACAUAAUGAUACAAAUAUUUCCAUUCCAUUAUUUUUUCUUCCACAAAACUAUUUACAUUUGACUAGGCUUAAUUGAAAUUUUAAUUUUUAGGUCAUCAUGCGGCUGUGAGCAGUGCUCGCAGAGUAUUAGUCAUAUAAUGUAUGAUGAGCAAUAAGGAAUAUUGGAUUGCUGGGCUAGAGAUGAGCGAAAACCUGAGUCACUUUCAACCAGGUGGCUAAAAGUCUCAAUCACUUUUGGCCGAAACCGAAAUUUAACAGAAAGUUAACUUUUCUGUUGUGUCUGAAACUGAAAAUAAUCUAUCCAUCCAUCCAUUCAUCCAUCCCUGUGGCGCUACAGCCCAUGUAGAGCUUUGGCCUGCCUCACUACUUCCUUCCACUCAGACCUAACUAAUGCUUUUCUUUUCCAUGCUUCGAUUUUCAGUUGUUGUUGCAGGGGUGCCACUUUUCCGGGUUAUCCCGGAAUUCCGGAUUCGUGAGUCUAAAUAUUUUUCAGUUCCGGAUUCGCGAGUUUUUAUAUUCUCUCAUUCCGGAUUCGCCAGUUCAAUUUAUUCAAAUACGGAUUCUGUCUGGGUUUAAAAGAAAAAAAUCAAAGUGUAACAGAAUUCGCGAAAAACCUUGAAAAUGGACGUAAAUCGCCGAUCACGUCUAUUUUUAGCCUUUCUGUUGUCAGAGCGCUAGUGAUUUCCCCUCGCGCAUGCGCAUUGAGCUUUACACUACUUGUUUCCAGUACCGUACUACUUCGAUAGACCAGAAAUAUUUAUUUUCUGUUCACGUCACCGAUCAAGAGAUAUUUGAAGUGUUUGGGUAAGCAGAGUGUAAAAUUUAGUAAAUAAUCUUGCAAAAUCUUUUUAAUUUAGUUUUAAAUUGUUGGGUAGCCACUAUCACAAAUAGAAAACUACUCGUCCAAGCGUUGCCUAACAAGACUAAGCUUAGCGUACUUUGUUAUGUUUUACUGUAUGCAGGCUACAUGUAUUUUUUUUUUAUUAGAAGAGCUAAGCGUCGUUUAACUUGUUAAAAAAGACUUCUUAAGUUAACUUUACAUUUAAUUACGGAGUAAGCCUUCUAAUUUUGAUUAGACUAAUAUGUUUAAGUUAUUUUUAUCCGUUCUGUAGUGAGCCUGACAUAACUGUACUUAGUGAGUCUUUAUUUAUUAGUUAUGCGCGCCUGUGUUCUGACUCUGGGUAUACUUUAGUAUUUAUUAGUCUUUACAAUUUACAGUAAUUCUACUAUUAAGUCUAUUACUAAUUUAAUUAUUCAUAAUGCUCUGUAUUGCUGUAGUUUAUUACUGGUAUAAUAUAGUCUAUAUUUUUUAUUAUCUAUGCCUUACUAUAAAUUAUAAAUCUAAUAUGAUAAUAUAUUUUAUUUUGUUUCAAUAUUCAGGAUCUAGGCUCAAUAAAAUAAUGUAAUGCCCAACAGUUCCUUUAACUUAAAAGAACUGAUGGGCAUUGCAGUUAGCCUACAGUCUACAAUUGGCAAUCAUGAUUAAAUAAUUCAUCAAUGAAUACUAUGCUGGAAAUAUUGAUAUGAAGUAUUCAAGGGGAGAUUGUCUGAGUCAAUCAUCUGAUGAUACCAGCUUUAUCACCUAUCUUAGGUUUCCACUUCUGUAACUUCUCAAUUUAUGAAAUUUAUGUGUCAAACUAUGAAACUCUCACACUUGGGAUAUUUUAUAGAGACUAAUCACUAAAGUAUGUUGACUCAAACUAUCCAUUUUCAUCAUUAAAGAAGAGAACAUGAACUCCAUAUAAGAAAAUAUGCUUUCCACUUGUGGUAGCUAUACAUUUGUUCCAAAAUGCCCAGGGAACACAAUGCAAAAGUUGACUUUUCAAGUCUAAGUAAAUUGAAAAAUUGUUACUGCAAAGAAAUUUAAUAAAUAUUUACAUGUAUACACCUUAAUUGUUUAAUUUUGUUCAUUUGUGAUGUAUCUCAAUGUUUUAUUUGACAAUUUCCUGGUUGUUUUUAUAUUAUUCAACAAAAACGCCGCAUUGCGAUAAUCAGGAAUUUUGAGUUUCAUUAAGUUUCAGGGAUUGAAAAAUUUGUAAAUGAAGUUUCAGGUUUCAAGAAAUUUUUAGAAAGGGAUUUCAGGGUUCACAGCUUUCAGUGAGUGGCACCCCUGUGUUGUUGAUCUUUUUUCACAUCAUCCAUCCAUUUAAGCCUAGGUCUGCCUUUGAGUCUCCCUGUCUUAGGCCUCGUCUAAUCUGAAAUUCCCUUGAAUAUUCUCCUUGAAGCUUGAUUUUGCUUUUUGACUUGUUUAGUGUUACAUGUAUCAGUCUUGUCCGUUUGUUGGGUAUGCCAAACUCCUGCAGAGUCUCAUAUAGAUAUUUUCUUUUGAUGCUGUCAUAGGCCAUUUUAUAGUCCACAUAGAGUUGAUGUACUGGUAUAUUAUAUUCAUAGCAUUUCUCUAAUAGGCAUCUGAUGGUGAAAAUCUAAUCAGUCGUUGAUCUGUUUUGCCUGAAUCCACAUUGGUAAUCACCUAGUAUUUCUUCAGUGUAAGGUUGUGGUAUUUUGGCAAUAAGUAUUUGUCGGUAUUUUGUAUGUAACAUUUAAUAUGGAGAUUCCUCUGUAGUUUGUGCACUGAAGUUUGGAGCCUUUCUUGUCCAUUGAGGUUAUUAAUGCUGUUUCCCAUUCUGUUGGGACUUUCUCUUCUUGCCAAAUUUUAGUUUAUGUAUCUGAGUGUGUAGUUCUUUUCCUCCAUAUUUAAUCAGUUCUGCUGUUAUGAGGCCUUCUAUCUUCAUGUACAUUCCUCAUAUGUUUCCCUCUCUUGACAAAUCUUCUAUUUCUUUUAGUUUAGCCUCUUUUUCUUCCUACACAUAUUUGUGGCUUUCCUUCGGUCUUCCUUGUAUGUUUGUGUUGUCUUUCUGGUUUCCCUUUGUAACAUGAUCAUUCGUGCUUUGUUUCUUUCUUCCUCAGUCUCUCUGCAUUCAUUAUCAAACCAGCCUACUUUAUUGUUUGUUUGGAAUCCUACUACUUUUUCUGCUGAUCUUUUCAUUGCAUUUUUUAUCUUAUUCCACUGUUCAUUUAUGUUGUUUUCCCUGUUUACUUCCUCCUGUAAUGCUUCUAGCUGUGCUUCUACUUCAUUCUGGUAAGCUUUUGCAGUUAGUGGGUCUUUGGUGAGCUUUUAGUAAUCGUAUCGUUUCUCUCUUUGAUUACGACUAUUGUGAAUUAUGCUUAUUCUCUGCUUAUUUUUAACCCUUACAAGUAGAUGGUCAGAGCCUGCAUCUGCUCCUCGAAAGCUUCUUACAUCUAGUAUAUCUGAUCCAUGCCGCCGAUCUAUUAGAACAUGGUCAAUUUAAUUGUGGGUGGGUGAUUCCAUCUGGUGAGUUCCAAGUAGCUUUAUGUAUAUUUUUGUGCAGAAACUUGGUGCUGCUAACUGACAUCCCUUUUCCUACAGCAAAUCUAUGAGUCGGAUCCUAUUUUCAUUGGAUUCUUCAUGCAGACUUUUCUUGCCAAUAGUUACUAUUUUAAUAUCAUGUUGUGGUGUCUCUUUGUAGAUCUAUUCCAGUGUCUCAUAAAAGGAUUCUUUAUCCUGAUCUUCCGUAUCUUCGGUGGGAGCAUGUAGAGUUAUGAAUGUUAUAUUGAACAUUUUUCCUCACACACGUAAAGAAUACAAUCUUUCAUUUUCUGGUUUGAAGUCUAUGACUGCACUGACUGUUUCUUUUUUCAUGGUAAAUCCUGUUCCUAGUGUGUUGGUGUUGUUACCACUAAAAAAUAUGGUAUAUUCUUUUGUUUUGAGGAUGUCUGAAUUUUCCCAUUGAAUUUCUUGCAAUGCAGCAAUAGAUAUUUUAUAUUUAACCAGUUGAUUUACAAGGUUGGCUAAGGCUCCUGCUCUAAACAGGCUUAGUACGUUCCAAGUUGCAAUCCAAAAAUGUCCAUAUCCAGGCAUAGAUCGAUUUCCAUUGGUAUCUGUCAGGGUUUUAUUCUGUUGAUUAGCUUUCGUAACACUAAUUUGUUUACAUGGCUGGGUUGUUAACCCUGCGCAUAACCGUCUGGGGGGCUGCCCCUUACAGCUCUCUGGGCAUCUGCCUUAGUUUUUGGGUAAGGUUCCCUAGCCUUUGUGGAUCCUUCCACUUCCUACAAGGCAGUAGGUUCUGAUUUUGGUCCGCCCCAGGUAUUUUAUUUACCCGGUACCUCCAUAUCUGGGGGGCUUUCCCCUAUCCACCACCUGGGGAAGCGCUCGAUGGAAGAUCAGUAUCUUCGCACGAGAAAUUAAAAUUAAACCGAAAGUUAACUUUUCUGUUUCAGCAGACACUGAAAUUAAACCCAAAGAUAACUUUUCCGUUUCGCUGAAACCGAAACUAGGGCGAAAGUGAUCAAAUGGUAACUUUCGGCGCCGAAGCUGAAAUUCUCUCAUUCUCUACCUUCAAGUGUAUAAUGUUAAAAUUAUUGUUGUUUAAAAUAAGUUAAAAAUAUUUAUGAACUAAAGUUUCUUAACUAUUGUAUUAUUUAUUUCAGAAAUUUGGCCCUCUGCCCUGCAAACCAUGCCCCUCUCCGAGAGCAUGGUGCUCUUCCCAGGAUUGUUCAGCUUCUAAUAAGAGCUCACCAAGAUACCCAGCGAGUAUGUUACUGCUAAAUUAAUAUCUUUUAUUUCAAUACACUGAGUGCAUGAAUAUUGUAAAUUAAGAAAUGAGCAGUCUAGGUGAAAAGCUAGUGUUAGAGAUAGGUUAAAAGCUUUAGCUAAGCUAGGUCUACACUAAAAAUGUUUGACCAGGUUCAUUAGGAUACAAACUUAUGAAACAUUACACACGGUCUUUAGACAGACAACUAUCAAUUAUCUUUAACCCAUCCUGAUGGCAGUGCUACUUCCAUUCUUAAUUUCUAUUCCUGAGUAAGAGAAGUAACUCUGUUUUGCGUUUGAUUUAUAUUUGUAAAAAAAAGAAUUGAGUCGUUAAAUAAUAAUUAAUGUUAAGGAAUUAUUUAAAUGCAUCCAGAAAUGAAUAGUGUUAUAUAAAAAUAUAACAUUAACAGCCAACAAGCAAUGACUAAAAUAGAUUUUUGGCACCUCGGAUGAACAUAUGCUAUAUGUAGACGCAAUUUACUAAAACACACAUUGAUGGGAAGUGAAACAAGAUAAAACUUUUGCUUCUUAAAUUGAAAUCGGGCCGAAUCAUGCUAUCACCGGAAGUCUUGAGGGACUUCAGAUUUCAUUGCUAUUUUAAAAUAAAAAUGAGAAGUGUUUUUCUAUGCACCGGAACACAUUUGGGUGCAUCUGUUGGAACCCAUGAAUGAUACAUUUUGUCGCAACAGUGAAUGAGUUGAAAUGAUUUUUAAAAAAAAUAUUUUUGUGGUCAGUUUCUCACCACUGUUGUCACAUAAAGUUUAUUGUAAUAUUACAAAACCAGACCUGUUUACUCUUACGAUUUUGGCGUACAAUGUACGAUUUUCAGGUGUAUACAUUAUAUAUACUGCAUGAUUUUAUUUUACUAUUAAGAUAACGUAUUGAACGAUUUUGUGAUGAUUUUGUAGGAUUUUAAGAGUUUGAGGGUAAACAGGUCUGCAAAACUAGUUUGGAUUAUAAUAAUUAAAUAAUUAUCUCUUUAAUAUUAGUUAGAAAUGGAUCAAUAUAAUGACAUAUUUUAUUUUGUUGCUUUUUAUACUGUAGUAUGUCAGAUGUCUUUAGUACUUAAAUUAUUCUUGUUUUAGAGAGCCUCAAUCAGCUCUAAUGGACCGCCUCUUACUGGUUAUGUUGAUGGUGUUCGCAUGGAAGAAAUUGUAGAAGGCACUGUCGGUGCCUUACACAUUCUGGCACGUGAGGCUCACAACAGGGCUGUUAUCAGAGGACUUAACUGCAUACCUCUUUUUGUGCAGGUGAAUGUUUAUAACCUUGUGUAAUAUCAAACAUUAUUGUGUUAAUAAUGUGUAGGUUUCCCACCUGGCAUAAUUGCACUGUACUUGAAUUUAAUUGAAAAUUUGUUCCAUGUUUUUGUUUCAGCUCCUUUACUCUCCUAUUGAAAAUAUCCAGCGUGUGGCUGCAGGAGUACUUUGUGAACUGGCAGCUGACAAAGAAGGAGCUGAAAUGAUUGAACAAGAGGGAGCCACUGCUCCUCUCACUGAACUUUUGCACUCCAGGAAUGAGGGAGUUGGUAAGUAGCUUAAAGUCAAAUGUGCUUGAUGAUAAUAAUAAUAUCAAACCCAUCGCCAUUGCAAGUACGUAGCACAUCAGUGGAAUUACAUUGCAUAUCAUUGCAAGGAAUUAUCUUUCAAAUUUUAUUCUAAUGUCACAUAUUUUAAAACUAGGUUAUUUGAGUGUUGUUAUGAAAUUUUACAUGGUGAUCAUUAAUUGAAUCUUAAAAAUCAUUUAAAAGCAAGAAAUUAUUCUUCAAAAAAAAUUUGUAAAAAAUUAAAUGAAAAAUUAAAUUAUAGUUCUGUUAUAAUGAUAUGUAUUAAAGUUAUGAAAUUUACUCUCAAAGUUCAUAAUACAUGCUGGGCUUCAUGUCUGAGAAAAUAUAUUGUUUCAAGUUUAAUUUUGUGAUCGCAAAUGCAUACUGGUCAAGAUAGCAAUAAUUUUUUCCUUACCGUUUAGAUCAUUUGAAAAAAAAAAAAAAUUAAUCUUAGAAUUAAAUUUGCUCAACACCCCCAUUAGUCCACUCAGAAAAUGGAUGUCAAAUUUCAAGUGCAUUGCAUUUAAAAUACAUUUUUACACCAUUAAUGGGAACUAACUAAUAAAUGUUCCAUUCAUGUUAGAAAACUAAUUAAAUAGGACUUUCUCAUAGUCUUGCUUUUGGGCUAAGAUAUAUGGGAUAUGGAAUGAACUGGUUCGCAAGGUACAACAGAUUAAAGAAAUAUUGCAACAAUUUUGAACACGAACCUCAUUAGACAUUAAGUUUUUUAAAAUAAUUUAUUGCUAAAUAGUGAAAAUAAAACGGCAUGCUAAUUUUCUGUUUCUUGUUAUUUUCAGCUACGUAUGCUGCAGCAGUUUUGUUUCGUAUGUCUGAAGAUAAACCCCAAGAUUACAAGAAGCGUUUAUCAAUGGAACUGACCAGCUCUCUUUAUCGUGGGGAUCCUAACUGGACUGAUGUGAGUUUAAAAAUCAUUAGAUAAUGGAUUUGCUGACUAUGACCAAUGAAACUGAUGCAGUCAUUCAAAGAGAGAACCCUUUUCAAAUUACAAGGAUUUAAAAAUUAAUUGCUGUAUACUGGUACAUAACACAUUUUUAAACAUAAUAUUUUCACUGUUUGUGUGAGACUGUUUUUUUUUUGUUGUUUUGUUCAUAUCAUCAAGAAGGCAUGGGGAAAGGAGUUUAUUUAAAAAGUAAAACAGGAAAUUCGUUCCACUUAAAUAUCAGUAAAAGAAUUAAUGUUGUUUUUAUCAUUUCCAGCCCCCUGGAUUUGAAGAUAUGACAAUGCCACUGGAAGAUUCAAGAGACCACAUGUACAACCCACACGGUUCUCAAGGUAGCAUGUAUGGAGGUGGGCAUCAUGACAUGGGACGAGGGCCCACAGGUAAAGGAUUUUAAAGAAAGUCAAAUACAAAACUUGUGAAGAAAGAUUUAAUUUAUGUAUGCAUGGUUUUAUCAUCUUCUUCUUCUUAGCCUUUCUCACUCCCGAUAGAGCAUAGGCCAUCAACAUACUGUGUGCCCUAUCGAUCUCGAUUUUUUUUUUUUGUAUCUUGGUUUCCACUGGGACACUUGAUGUUCUCUUCGAAAGGACAGUAAUGUGAAUUUUCUCAAACCAUCUUAUUAUUAGUAUCCUUUUCAAGCAUCUGUUUAUAAAAACCUGCAGUUUUUAAAUAUCUGUUUUUGUUGAUCUCAAGUUUAUCAUCAUAAAUACGCUUAAAUCCCUUCAUGUACUGCUGGAUUAGCUUUCCCUUAAUUAUUACUAUCUUCACAUAGAGCUCAAGCUGUUGGUUAUAAACCAAUACAAGUAAGUUAGUGAUAAUUUUUUUUACAUCUAAUUCUGAUACAAUUGUUAUUUAAAGGUUAUGAACAAGUGCCGAUCGACUCCAUGCAAGGUUUGGACAUAGGGAGCCAGCAUGGCAGCAACUAUGGCCCUAUGGACAACCUACCUGAUUUGGCGAACCCUGGUGACAUUAACUUUGACAAUCUGGACCCAGCACUUGGCCCACCGACAGGUGACAACCCAAACCUCUGGUAUGACACAGAUGUGUAAUCAGAAGCACCCAUAUCAUAAAGACAUAUUUGAGUAACAGUAGAACAUGUAUUUUCCCCAUUUUAAAAUAUUUUUAAUGAAUGCAUUUGUGUUCUACUUAUUGAUGCAGCAAGUACCUAUGAUAAUCUCAUUUUAACAAUUUGUAAAAAAAAUAAAAUACAUUUUACUUUAAAAACACUUCAAAAUUAUUUUAAUUUUUAGGGUUUGAAAUAAUUUCUUGGUUGCUAACACACUACCAAGGCAUUGAAUUUUUGAAGUCAAUUUAAAAGAAAAUGAACUGGUUACCAAAAAGAAUUAAUAAUGAAUAGAAAUUUGAAGGAGAAUAGAUGUAACAAAAAUAAAAUAAAUUAAAAUUUUAAAGGAAGAUAGAUGAUCUCUGUGGGAACAAAUAGUUCCUGAUUUUAUACAUAUAUUUGUGCAUUUAAUAAACGAUUUAUGUUGUUUCAUGUCAGUUGAAAGAUUAGAGCUGAAUUAAAAAAUGAUUUUUUCUCCAUUCAAUUUCUGUACAAAUAAGUAAACAGAAAGUUUUCUUAUUGUGUAACAAUGAUGGAUCUUUUUUUUUAUAUACAUAAAAAUGCAAAAUCUAAGCAACCAUGAGUGAUUCUAUUUAUUGUAUGUCUGUCUUAUAUAUUUUGACAGUCUUCUUUUUUUUUUGUGUAUGAUGUACCUCUACAACUGCAGUACGGACCAGACAUUAACUUUAUCUCACAUUUCAUUAUAUAAUAUGUGGUUAACAUAGCCACAUCAGCCCUUUGAAAGAAGGGAGUGACUCAUCAUUUGUAUAACUUUAUCAGAGUUAUCUCUACUCCACAUGAAUGAACAAAAAUCACCCUACAGUUAUUUUGUGUACAUUUCUGCUGGUUUUUUUUUGUUUUUUUUGGUUAGUGGAUAGUUUGGAUGGGGACAGUCACCCAUUUUUUUUUUUAUUGAUAGGAGAUGUGGUUGACUUGUAUCUUCUUUGUAAACAGAAAAUAACAAUUUUUGUAAGAACAACCUGCAGUAUGUCGCAGACAUUUUAAAAUUAGGAUUUUGUAUGAAUUAUUUUUUAACUUGUAUAUAUAUUCAUAGCUGUUUUUAGUCUUAGACAGAAAUUUGUUCUUUAAGAAUAAAUAAGAUACAGAGAAAACAAAACCAUCCAUUCAAUGAACAUGCAACCUGUGGUCACUCAAGUAUCUUACUGUAUCAUUACUGUUUGCGACAUGGCAUUUUUUAAAACUGAUAAAACAAUAUCUAAAUGAUGUUUGUAUUUUUACCUGUCUUUGCCUCUCUCUUGACCAAAGGUUGUGAAUGACUUUUUGCAGCUGUUGUUAGAUUAUCCAAGGCAAUGCUUGGCAUGUUGAAGAGCAAUCAUGUAAUCCCAGAAUACACCAGUGGGCCUGACAACAAAAUGCACCAAUCAAAAGUGGUAGUAUUACACAGCUGUCUGCCAUUCAUUGGUGGACAGCAUAGAACAGUGCAUUGGUUUUUUGGUGUGUGUAUAAAAAAAGGUACCAGAAAUCAUGUUAUGCUAUUUAAAAAAAAAAAAAAUAAAUAAAUAAAUGUUAAAAUUGACAUGAAAAAAAACAUUUAAAAAAAGUAAUUUGCAUUUGGUCAUUGGAAGCAUUUUUUUAAAAAAUAACAAAAAGCACCAAUCAAAAGUGGUAGUAUUACACAGCUGUCUGCCAUUCAUUGGGGGACAGCAUAGAACAGUGCAUUGGUUUUUUGGUGUGUGUAUAAAAAAAGGUACCAGAAAUCAUGUUAUGCUAUUUAAAAAAAAAAAAAAUAAAUAAAUAAAUGUUAAAAUUGAAAUGAAACAACACAUUUAAAAAAAGUAAUUUGCAUUUGGUCAUUGGAAGCAUUUUUUUAAAAAAAGCCAGCAAAGAAUGGUGCUGGGAUCCUGUUCUGGUGCCUUAUAUCACACAUUAAAAAAAGGGCACUGGUAUGUUGUAGCAUUUAGUAUUGUCAAUAUGUGUUGUUUGUUCAUCUCUUCCUUAAUAGUUGGCAUCUCAUGGCAUCAUUUAUCUACCCCAUUGUGUCUCUUAACCAUUUAAAAAAAAACAACAAUUGCAUGGAUGGUCAAUAAAUAUCAUUUUCAUAG